AUGGCUGACUGGAUAUCUACAUUUCCGCUCACUCAACAUAUCACGGAGUUUACCAAGAACCAGAUAUGCCGGGUUAUCAGCGCAGGCCCAGUGCCGAAGCAUGUUGGUUUCAUUAUGGACGGUAACAGAAGAUAUGCCAAACAAAACCAUAUGGAGAUGAAGGAGGGCCAUAGUGCCGGCUUUGAGAGUAUGGCCAAAGUUUUGGAAACAUGCUAUGAUUGUGGUGUGGAGGUGGCAACAGUUUUUGCAUUCAGCAUCGAGAAUUUCAACAGAAGCCGCUAUGAAGUUGAGUGGUUGAUGGAGCUCGGAAAGGCCAAAUUUAAGCAGGUGGUAGGAAAUGGAGAGCUAUGCGAAAGAUACGGAAUCAAGAUCCGGGUGCUUGGAAAUUUGGAUCUACUACCUAAAGAUCUUUGGAAGGUGUUGAAAGACGCUGAAGAACUCACCAAGAACAAUACCCGUGCCAUACUAAACGUCUGCUGGCCUUAUACGUCACGCGACGACAUGACACACGCAGUGCGAAAGGUAGUGACGAAGGGAUAUCCACCGGAUGCAAUUACAGAGCACUUGGUGGCUGAAAAUCUAUAUACUGGAGGGCUUCCCAAGCUUGACUUGCUCAUAAGAACGUCUGCUGUGUAUCGACUGAGUGACUUUAUGCUCUGGGAAUGCAUUGACCUAGAUUGCGAUAUAGAGAUAGUGUCAGUUCUGUGGCCGGAAUUCUCGCCGGCCAGAAUGGCAUGGAUUCUUCUCAAAUGGGGGUUCGGCAGAACCUAUUAUGGCCACCGCAUGGCUAAACUGAUCAACAUCGAUGAUCAUACUAAACAGACGUGA
Molecule: messenger RNA, 828 nt
Organism: Brettanomyces nanus
Lineage: Eukaryota; Fungi; Ascomycota; Pichiomycetes; Pichiales; Pichiaceae
Exons: 1
Coding region: 1-828 (275 amino acids)
Cellular component (GO): dehydrodolichyl diphosphate synthase complex; lipid droplet; endoplasmic reticulum
Molecular function (GO): ditrans,polycis-polyprenyl diphosphate synthase [(2E,6E)-farnesyl diphosphate specific] activity
Source: RefSeq, a predicted model, not a curated record